AUGUUGGGUAUAGAGCACAUGUACCUAUAUCUGCGGUUCCAUUGCAGCGUCCUUCUCCGUGCCUUUCUCUACACUUUUUGGGUGUACUUUUGUGAGUUCAGUUCUGGAUGGAUACUGAGAUGUUUGAGAGCCUGCCCUUGGGACUAUAGUCACUAUAGAUACAACUUUAAGGGCCUGGUGACAUUGGAGUAUGCUCCUUUCUGGCUAUUAGGAGUUGUCAUCUUAGAGAAAUAUCUGAUUUGGUACACACUUCACUUGCGCCUGGAUGGAAGCUGA
Molecule: messenger RNA, 276 nt
Organism: Staurois parvus
Lineage: Eukaryota; Metazoa; Chordata; Amphibia; Anura; Ranidae
Source: the annotation of a GenBank genome assembly